Molecule: messenger RNA, 501 nt
Organism: Fusarium graminearum PH-1
Lineage: Eukaryota; Fungi; Ascomycota; Sordariomycetes; Hypocreales; Nectriaceae
Exons: 3
Coding region: 1-501 (166 amino acids)
Source: RefSeq, a predicted model, not a curated record
AUGCCUUACCGACAAAUCCUAAGCAAAGAUCCGGUUGGCCAAAACACUGGCCGGCAUUGCUACAAGUGUGGCAAAACCAACCUACCAUACGGCUGUUUAGUACAUACCGAAUGUCUCAAUACCACGGAGCCACUGGAAUAUGGACACUGCUACUGUUGCGGUGACAAAACGAAUUCCAGAUACAAUAUUUUCUGUCCGAAACAUUCACCCCCUAAGCACCUGAACCCGGUGCCGAAUGAUGAGCUAAAACUUUUAGUCUAUGUGGCCGUUUGUUGCAGGUGUGAAGCGAGGGUGACCUCGGGUGUCGACAGGGAUGACACAGGUACCGAGUGGUGCGAAGAAUACUGGCUAUGGUUUGGAUGCUCAGUUGUGAGCAUUGUCUUGAACUCCGUCGACAAACCAGACUUGAUACAUAUACUCAAGCUGAUCAAACGGGCAAGUGCAUUAAAUGGGCAGGGAUGCAACCCAUACAAGGACAAGGGUAAUUCGCUUAGACGCUAG